CGUCAAGGGGCUUCACAGUUCAGAUACACUCCGCCAACUUGUCUCUAUCACUCUUACAAAUCCGAUCCAUUCACCUCAAUUUCCUAUUGCAACCAAAUAUAUUUCACCAUCAAGGGUGUGGUGCGGCCUGCUACGGUCCUCGAACGUACUUUCUCGGCCCACCAUGGCGUCCUGGAUGAACAACCUCCGCAACUUGGGCCGUCAAGCACCGGCCCGACCAGGUCAACCAUUACCUCCAAAUCGCGCCAAUUCUGGCUCCCCAGCACCGUAUAGUCCCUCAUCACUGGCUCCGCCAAACAUCGGACUUGCGCCCGCAUCGCCCUCCCUAACUGCGGCAACCACCGUCGGUGAUCCAAACCUACAAAACCCACCACCCAACAAAGUACCGCUCUUCUUUCGAGAUGAAUACGCCACAUUCAUGGUCAGGGGCAAUUUCAUGACAUUGGCUGCCAAACCUAUCCUCGUCGAGGAGGGCGAAUGGCUUGCACAUCAACUUGUGGAGCAAGAGCGACUCUUGAGUGCGAUGCUCGCCGUUGUACAAGAGAGUGACCGUAAUACGGGUCGAGGCAUUUGCAAUGAACACAGCUGCCCUACCAUGUCAGCUGGCCCAUUGGCAACCUAUCAAUGGAUGGACACUCAGCGCAACCCGAUUCAUCUACCAGCCGCACAAUACAUAAAACACAUUCAAACGUGGGUUAAAGGCAAGAUCACGGAUGAGAGUCUCUUUCCUACGGCAAACUUCAACUCCGCACCACCAUUGCCCGUUCCCCAAAAUAUCGCCAACGACAACAACUGGUGGCUUGGCAAAACAUCUGGAUUUCCACAACGCUUCGAAAACGAGAUCAAAAAUAUGUACAAGCAGAUGUUCCGAUGCUACGCGCAUCUCUAUUGGUCGCACUGGCUCAAUUUCUGGGAGAUGGACGCAACUCGGAACCUGAACACGUGCUUCAUUCAUUUCGUCAACGUGGGACGGAGUUAUGGUUUACUAUCGGACAGGGACACAGAGCCGAUGCAACCGCUCAUCGAUUUGUGGGUUGCUCGUGGCGACAUCCCGCAGCUUUCUGAAAGCGUGCCUGUUGCAGAGACUACAGCGGCUACAGCAAGCGCCACACCGGCCACCGCGACCACUGCAGCUCCAGCCUCGCGUCCUGCACCAACAACAGCUGCUGCACCAGCGGCUGCUUGAGCGUGCGACUAUCAGAUGCAAGCAUCGCAUGAGAGCUGCGUGAAUGACGAUUUCCGAACCGAUGAUGUGUUUUUCUUGGCGUAUAUGGAUCGCAUUGCGCGUAUGUCACUAGCAUUUGGAAGCUGUGGUCAGCAGGAGAUUGGGUUGGGCGGGAGUUUCGUGCGAGAUGCCUUGCGGUGGAUCGCGAUUUUGUAUGAGACCAUGAGCAGUCGAGCAAAGCCACGGACAAAUCAUUAAAUUGCCCUUGAUGACUUUUGAAGAUAUCUCUGAACAAAUGCAAAUAUUGAUCAUGACAGCUGCUAGAUGACAAAUCAUUUAUUUCCUGUCAAUCAUUAUGUUGCGGCAAAUACAGCAGCAAUC
Messenger RNA from Dissoconium aciculare CBS 342.82, 1546 nucleotides. Its product is annotated as Mob1/phocein. Bases 164 to 1186 code for a protein of 340 amino acids. Gene Ontology annotation, cellular component: nucleus; cytoplasm. The record is from RefSeq and is a predicted model, not a curated record. Lineage: Eukaryota; Fungi; Ascomycota; Dothideomycetes; Mycosphaerellales; Dissoconiaceae. Gene Ontology annotation, molecular function: protein kinase activator activity. Gene Ontology annotation, biological process: cell division; signal transduction; positive regulation of protein phosphorylation. The transcript has 4 exons.